AAAUUCAUAAAUCAUCUAACAAUAUUCAUUAGAAAACAAUCCAUCUACUUGAAUAAUGGCACUAUCCACAUUCAUCAUGAUUCUGUUCAUAAUUUUGUUCACUUCAUGGCCACAAGCUGUAGCUCAAGACAGUGAAGCAAAAUCAGCACUAUUAAAAUGGAAAAAUAGCUUUGACAAUCCAAGUCAAGCUCUCUUGCCAACUUGGAAAAAUACCACAAAUCCAUGCAGAUGGCAAGGAAUUCAUUGUGACAAGUCCAAUUCAAUUACUACCAUAAACCUUGAAAGUUUAGGACUAAAAGGUACACUUCACUCUCUCACAUUUUCUUCAUUCACAAACCUCACAACCCUAAAUAUCUAUGAUAACAACUUUUAUGGAACCAUUCCUCCACAAAUUGGUAACCUCUCAAAAAUAAAUUCAUUGAAUUUUUCUCGAAAUCCUAUUGAUGGUUCCAUCCCUCAAGAAAUGUUCACCUUAAAAAGUUUACAAAAUAUUGAUUUUUUGUAUUGUAAAUUAAGUGGAGCAAUUCCUAAUUCCAUAGGAAAUUUAACCAACCUAUUGUAUCUAGAUUUAGGAGGCAACAAUUUCGUUGGCACUCCUAUUCCUCCUGUGAUUGGAAAAUUGAACAAAUUAUGGUUUCUAUCAAUUCAAAAAUGUAACCUUAUUGGUUCUAUUCCAAAAGAAAUUGGGUUUUUGACAAACCUUACUUAUAUUGAUUUGUCAAACAACCUUCUUUCUGGUGUUAUUUCUGAAACCAUAGGCAACAUGAGUAAAUUAAAUUUACUUAUCCUUUGUAAUAACACAAAGGUUUCUGGUCCAAUUCCACACUCCUUGUGGAACAUGUCUAGCUUGAACACUAUCUUACUUUAUAACAUGAGUCUUUCUGGUUCAAUCCCUGAAUCUGUCGAAAACUUGAUUAAUGUGAAUGAGCUUGCACUUGAUCGCAAUCGCCUUUCUGGAACCAUUCCUUCCACAAUUGGAAACUUGAAAAAUCUCCAAUAUUUGAUUUUGGGAUUCAAUCAUUUUUCUGGAUCAAUUCCUGCCUCUAUAGGAAAUUUGAUCAAUUUGGUAAUCCUUAGUCUCCAAGAAAACAAUCUCACUGGAACAAUUCCAGCUACAAUUGGAAAUUUGAAGCUGCUCAGUGUCUUUGAAUUAACUAAAAAUAAACUUCAUGGUAGAAUUCCAAAUGAACUCAAUAACAACACCAAUUGGUAUUCCUUUCUUGUGUCUGAGAAUGAUUUUGUUGGCCAUUUGCCGUCUCAAAUAUGUUCUGGUGGAAAAUUAACGUUCUUAAAUGCUGAUAAUAACCGUUUCACUGGUCCAAUACCAACAAGUUUGAAAAACUGUUCUAGCAUCCGAAGGAUCAGAAUUGAGGCAAAUCAAAUAGAAGGUGAUAUAGCACAAGUUUUUGGUGUGUAUCCAAAUUUGCAAUACUUUGAGGCAAGUGAUAAUAAAUUUCAUGGACAAAUUUCACCAAACUGGGGAAAGUGUCUUAAUAUUGAGAAUUUCAAGAUAUCCAACAAUAAUAUUUCUGGUGCUAUACCAUUAGAACUUACUCGUUUGACCAAGCUAGGUAGGCUUCAUCUUUCUUCAAAUCAAUUGACUGGGAAACUUCCAAAGGAAUUAGGACGCAUGGCAUCAUUAAUGGAACUCAAGAUUAGUAACAAUCAUUUCUCGGAAAACAUCCCAACAGAAAUUGGAUCGCUAAAAACACUUAACGAGUUGGACCUCGGAGGAAACGAGUUGAGUGGCACGAUACCGAAAGAAGUUGCGGAGCUACCGAGGUUACGAAUGUUGAAUUUGAGCAGAAACAAAAUUGAAGGAAGUAUUCCAUCUCUGUUUGGUUCAGCUCUUGAGUCACUUGAUCUCAGUGGCAAUCUUUUGAAUGGAAAAAUACCAACAGCUCUUGAAGACUUGGUGCAGUUGUCAAUGUUGAAUCUCUCACACAAUAUGCUUUCAGGAACCAUUCCUCAAAAUUUUGAAAGGAAUUUGGUUUUUGUUAAUAUAUCAGACAACCAGUUAGAAGGCCCACUUCCUAAAAUUCCAGCUUUUCUUCUUGCUCCGUUUGAAUCAUUAAAAAAUAACAAAGGCUUAUGCGGAAAUAUCACAGGUUUGGUUCCUUGUCCAACAAACAAUAGUCGAAAGAGAAAAAAUGUCAUUCGAUCGGUAUUCAUUGCUUUAGGAGCUCUAAUAUUAGUGUUGUGUGGUGUUGGAAUUUCAAUUUAUAUUUUUUGUCGAAGAAAACCACGAAAGGAAAAAAGCCAAACUGAAGAAAAAGCCCAAAGGGGAAUGCUAUUUUCAAAUUGGAGUCAUGAUGGGAAAAUGACGUUUGAAAGUAUUAUUCAAGCUACUGAGAAUUUUGAUGACAAAUAUCUCAUUGGAGUUGGAAGUCAAGGAAAUGUUUAUAAGGCAGAGUUGUCCAGCGGUUCGGUUGGUGCCAUCUAUGCUGUGAAGAAGCUUCAUUUAGUAACAGAUGAUGAAAUGUCAAAGUCUUUUACGAGUGAGAUUGAAACAUUGAGAGGAAUCAAACACAGGAACAUCAUCAACCUUCAAGGAUAUUGCCAACAUUCUAAGUUCUCAUUUUUGGUUUACAAGUUCAUGGAAGGUGGAAGCUUAGAUCAAAUAAUAAACAAUGAAAAACAAGCCAUUGCAUUUGAUUGGGAAAAGAGGGUGAAUGUUGUUAAAGGUGUCGCCAAUGCUUUGUCCUACUUGCAUCACGAUUGCUCACCUCCUAUUGUUCAUCGUGAUAUAUCGAGUAAAAAUGUUCUUAUCAAUCUUGACUAUGAAGCUCAUGUCUCCGACUUCGGGAUCGCUAAGUUUCUAAAGCCUGAUGAGACUAAUCGGACCCAUUUUGCAGGAACUCUAGGGUAUGCAGCUCCAGAGUUGGCACAAACAAUGAAAGUGAAUGAGAAAUGUGAUGUCUACAGUUUUGGAGUACUUGCUUUGGAAAUCAUAAAGGGAGAACAUCCUGGAGAUCUCAUUUCAUUAUAUUUGUCACCAUCUACAAGGACAUUGGCUAAUGAUACAUUAUUGGCAAAUGUUUUAGAUCAAAGACCUCAAGAAGUUAUGAAACCAAUUGAUGAGGAGGUUAUCUUGAUUGCAAAGUUAGCAUUUUCUUGCAUAAAUCCAGAGCCACGCUCUCGGCCAACCAUGGAUCAAGUAUGUAAGAUGCUUGGAGCAGGAAAAUCACCUUUGGAAGAUCAACUUCACACUAUCAAACUAGGACAACUUCUUCAUUAACUCAUUGAAAUACUCUAUUGUAUAUAUAAUAAUAUCCUUGUCUUUUUCUUGUUUCUUCUGUUGUAAGCUUUGAAUAUUUCUUGUUUCUUCUGCUGUAAGCUUUGCAUAUUAAUUGUUGCUUCUGUUGUAAUUUUUGUAUAUAAUCAAGUUGAUAUAAAUAACAUUUCAAUGUGAAUUUGGUUUUAUAAUGAAAA
Medicago truncatula (barrel medic) is the source of this 3432-nucleotide messenger RNA. RefSeq names its product MDIS1-interacting receptor like kinase 2. The record is from RefSeq and is a predicted model, not a curated record. The transcript has 2 exons. Gene Ontology annotation, biological process: protein phosphorylation. NCBI's taxonomy places the organism in Eukaryota, Viridiplantae, Streptophyta, Magnoliopsida, Fabales, Fabaceae. Bases 56 to 3238 code for a protein of 1060 amino acids. Gene Ontology annotation, molecular function: protein kinase activity; protein binding; ATP binding.